Molecule: messenger RNA, 486 nt
Organism: Dracunculus medinensis (Guinea worm)
Lineage: Eukaryota; Metazoa; Nematoda; Chromadorea; Rhabditida; Dracunculidae
Source: the annotation of a GenBank genome assembly
AAUUUUUUUUUGAGAAUAGGAAAUGAAAAAAUGAUGUGUAAAAUAUGUUAUUCAGAAGAACCAUUAGAUGUGUGGUUAACACCUUGUAAAUGUACAGGGUCAAUUAAAUGGGUCCAUAAAUCUUGUUUAAAUUUUUGGAUGACAAAAGCGCCAUUCCAGCAACAAGUUCGAUGUUCAUUAUGCAGGUUUGGAAUUUUUUAUAAAAAGUUAAACUGGAAAUUGAAAGAAUUGGCGGAAUGGUCUCGACCAAAUAUCAAUUUAAAUUAUAUGGAUAUUGUUCAUAUAAUUUUCGAUGUUACCUGUACAUAUAGACUUAUUCAAGGCGUUCUAAAUGUUGUUAAAGGUCGUUCUUCUUUUGCGCGGCAAUUAUGUAAUUUCUUUUGUUGGAAUACUUUAGUAUUUACAGAAAUACGCAAAAAUUUUUAUUUAACAAUUAUAAGUUCAUUAAUGCAGUCUAUUUUUGAGAUUUCCAUAGAAAAUGUGUAA